Saccostrea cuccullata (small rock oyster) is the source of this 1045-nucleotide messenger RNA. RefSeq lists its product as uncharacterized. The record is from RefSeq and is a predicted model, not a curated record. The transcript has 2 exons. Lineage: Eukaryota; Metazoa; Mollusca; Bivalvia; Ostreida; Ostreidae. Bases 214 to 783 code for a protein of 189 amino acids.
GUGAAAGCUUCAACGAAACAGGUAUAGUUGUCCCAAAACCAAAUUUAUUGCCCCGUCUUGCACAGUUCAUUGGAGAAAAGGCCUAAGCACAAUGAAGGUGAAAUGAUGGACUUGUUGUAGUUUUGUCAAACAUUGCAACGUUAUAAAUUGUGUGAUGAGAUUCGUAUCGAAGAAAGUUGACCUGAAAUAUUCUGGGAAACAAAAAUACUUAAAAUGCAUCAGAAUCUUACGCAAACUAUCAUUGGAGACAGUGUUCAGAAUAUUUCCUGGGAACAGCCAUAUGUCCCAACAGAAAAUGAAGGGAGCACCAUAAUUCCUUGUAGUGUGAAACUAGAUGAAGUCAACCUUUACAUUAUUAUUGGACUGGAGUCAUUACUCUUGUGCAUUUUUAUCGCUACGACUUUCUAUCUAUAUUUUCACAGGACAAAAGAGGUUGGCAUAGAAAGAAUGGAAAGUAAAUCUAGCCAUACCGGUGCUUCUGAAGAGGGGGUGGAUUAUCAGAGCGCCUCAGAACCUCAACUCAUGCACUACGAAACUGUCAUUAGUGCUAGUCGGCGCUCGUCAAUAAACUCUGAAAACCCUUAUGAGAUUAUCGUAAAUAACAGAGGUGCAGAUGUGAGGAGCCUUGAAAGUAACAAUAAUGUUUUAAACAGAAGUUACGAAAAUAUCACUGAAGAUGAUGGCAUGUAUAAAAAGACGGAAGUGCCGCCAUCUUUGAUUAUUGACUGCAAAAAACUGGAAUCUGUUCCGGUGAUUAUUGAUGGUUGUACUGAAGUUUUCUGAUUACGACAACCGUGCUUUGUUCUGUGUGAUGGAUCGUAGUGCCAAAAAUCAUCAGACGUCAUGUGGUAUAAUUUACUGAUUAAUAUGCAAAAUUUGUGGUUGAAUAGCUAGAAAGACUAAUUAUUAUGUGAAAUUUAUGUGCAGUGUUUGUAUUUUGUGUCUAAAUGUGAUUUUCAAUUCAAACAAUAUUGAAAUUUUCUAUGCACAAUUCAUGUUUUUAUAGUCAUUUUUUUUAGCAAACAAUAAAAAAUCCUUGAACACU